AUGGCUUUCGCCAAUUUUCGUCGCAUCCUGCGCCUGUCUACCUUCGAGAAGAGAAAGUCCCGCGAAUAUGAGCACGUCCGCCGGGACGUGGACCCCAACGAAGUGUGGGAGAUCGUGGGCGAGCUGGGCGACGGCGCCUUCGGAAAGGUUUACAAGGCCAAGAACAAGGAGACGGGUGCCUUGGCUGCCGCCAAAGUAAUUGAGACCAAGAGUGAGGAGGAGCUUGAGGACUACACGGUGGAGAUCGACAUCCUCGCCACCUGCGACCACCCCUACAUCGUGAAGCUCCUGGGAGCCUACUACUAUGACGGGAAGCUGUGGAUCAUGAUCGAGUUCUGUCCUGGGGGAGCUGUGGAUGCCAUCAUGCUGGAGCUGGACAGAGGCCUCACCGAGCCCCAGAUUCAGGUGGUUUGCCGCCAGAUGCUGGAAGCCCUCAACUUUCUGCACGGCAAGAGGAUCAUCCACCGGGAUCUGAAAGCUGGCAAUGUGCUGAUGACCCUCGAGGGAGACAUCAGGCUGGCUGACUUUGGUGUGUCUGCCAAGAAUCUGAAAACUCUGCAGAAACGAGAUUCCUUCAUAGGAACGCCUUACUGGAUGGCCCCCGAGGUGGUGAUGUGUGAGACCAUGAAGGACACCCCGUAUGACUACAAAGCUGACAUCUGGUCCCUGGGCAUCACUCUGAUUGAGAUGGCCCAGAUCGAACCCCCGCACCAUGAGCUCAACCCCAUGCGGGUCCUGCUCAAGAUUGCCAAGUCGGAUCCCCCCACUCUGCUCACGCCUUCUAAGUGGUCUGUGGAGUUCCGAGACUUCCUGAAGGUGGCCCUAGAUAAGAACCCAGAGACCCGGCCCAAUGCUGCGCAGCUUCUGGAGCAUCCCUUCGUCAGCAGUGUCACCAGUAACAAGGCUCUGCGGGAGCUGGUGGCUGAGGCCAAGGCCGAAGUGAUGGAGGAGAUCGAAGAUGGCCGCGAGGAGGGGGAAGAGGAGGACUCCAUUGAUGCCGCGUCUCCUCUGGGGAACCAUACUCGAGACUCUUCUGAGGUGAGUCAGCUGAGUCUCAAUACCGACAAGCUUCUCAAAGAAUCAUCUUUCACCUCACUGCCGCCCAGCCAGCCCCAGGACAACGUGAAUGGGGCCAGCCAGCCCUCUGGGGACAGAUCCCCCCAAAGCGCCAGCCCCCCGGACGUGGCUCCUGGAGACGAGAAUGGCCUGGCAGUGCCAGCACCUCUCCGGAAGUCCCGGCCAGUGUCCAUGGAUGCCAGAAUUCAGGUUUCCGGGGAGAAGCAAGUUGCUGACCAGGGCGGGGACCUCAGUCCAGCAGCCAACAGGUCCCAAAAAGCCAUCCAGAGCCGUCCCAACAGCAGCGCCCUGGAGACCUUGGUUGCCGAGAAGCUGGCCAAUGGCAGCCUGGAGCUCCCCACCCAGGCAGCUCUGGGCCCUUCCAAGAGGGACUCGGACUGUGGCAGCCUGUCCACCAACCAGAGCGUGGACUACAGCACCUCCCUCUCAGCCGACCUGUCCCUAAACAGAGAAACAGGCUCUCUGUCCGUCAAGGACUCAAGGCUGCACAACAAAACCCUCAAGAGGACACGCAAGUUUGUGGUGGAUGGCGUAGAGGUGAGCAUCACCACCUCCAAGAUCAUCAGCGAGGAUGAGAAGAAGGAUGAGGAGAUGCGAUUUCUCAGGCGCCAGGAGCUCCGAGAGCUUCGGCUGCUCCAGAAAGAAGAACACCGGAACCAGACCCAGCUGAGCAGCAAGCAUGAGCUGCAGCUGGAGCAGAUGCAUAAGCGUUUUGAACAAGAAAUCAACGCCAAGAAGAAGUUCUUUGACACCGAGCUGGAGAACCUGGAACGCCAGCAGAAGCAGCAGGUGGAGAAGAUGGAGCAAGACCAUGCCGUGCGCCGCCGGGAGGAGGCCAGGCGGAUCCGCCUGGAGCAGGAUCGGGACUAUGCCAAGUUCCAGGAGCAGCUCAAACUGAUGAAGAAGGAGGUGAAGAACGAGGUGGAGAGGCUUCCGAGGCAGCAGCGGAAGGAGAGCAUGAAGCAGAAAAUGGAGGAGCACGCACAAAAGAAGCAGCUUCUCGACCGGGACUUCCUGGCCAAGCAGAAGGAGGACCUGGAACUGGCGAUGAAGAAGAUCACUGCGGACAACAGGCGGGAGAUCUGUGACAAGGAGCGCGAGUGUCUCACCAGGAAGCAGGAACUCCUUCGAGACCGGGAGGCAGCCCUGUGGGAAAUGGAGGAGCAUCACCUACAGGAGAGGCACCAGCUGGUGAAGCAGCAGCUCAAAGACCAGUACUUCCUCCAGAGGCAUGAGCUGGUGCGCAAGCAUGAGAAGGAGCGGGAGCAGAUGCAACGCUACAACCAGCGCAUGGUGGAGCAGCUGAAGGUACGGCAGCAGCAGGAGAAAGCACGGCUGCCCAAGAUUCAGAGGAGCGAGGGCAAGACGCGCAUGGCCAUGUACAAGAAGAGCCUCCACAUCAAUGGCGCGGGCAGUGCCUCUGAGCAGCGCGAGAAGAUCAAGCAGUUCUCCCAGCAAGAGGAGAAAAGGCAGAAGUCGGAGCGGCUACAGCAGCAGCAAAAGCAUGAGAACCAGAUGCGGGACAUGGUGGCACAGUGUGACAGCAACAUGAGCGAGCUGCAGCAGCUACAGAAUGAAAAGUGUCACCUCCUGGUAGAACAUGAAACCCAGAAGCUGAAGGCCCUAGAUGAGAGCCAUAAUCAGAACCUGAAGGAAUGGCGGGACAAGCUUCGGCCACGCAAAAAGCGAAUGAAGGAAACCGUCAACAAGAUGAAAAGGCCUCAUUCCAUGAGACACGGUAUUAGUGAAAUUAAUGAGGCCAGUGAAUAA
Messenger RNA from Puma concolor (puma), 2847 nucleotides. The record is from RefSeq and is a predicted model, not a curated record. Lineage: Eukaryota; Metazoa; Chordata; Mammalia; Carnivora; Felidae.